AUGUCGCAGCAGCUGACAUCGCACCUGGAAGCGGCGGGGGUCGAGGAGGACUCGGCGUACUACAUUGGGCGCUAUACGAUCCAAGGCUUGCAAUACGGGUGUCUUGCCGCCACGCCGCUCUACUUGGUCCAAGUGGCGAGGGGGCGCGGGUUCUCGCUGCGCGGCCUGGCGCGCUACAACUGGCUCACACCGCUGGCGGGGGCCACGGCGGGGAGUGUCGCGGGGUACGCGGCAGCGAGCCAGCUGGACCACCCGUCUCUCGCGGCGCGCACGUCCGGGUUGCGCCUCGACGCCCAGCGCGUCCGCCAGGACGACCUGCACCUCAUCGGCAGCGUCCUCGGCGCCCUCGUCCUGCCCGCACUGUUCCUCAGCCGCACCGGGCUGAUCAACGGGUUGUUGGGCGGCGCUGGCCUCGGCGGCGCCGCUGGUCUGCUCACCCACCACGUGCAGAGACUCAGCAAGGGAGGCGACGUCGUCGGCCAGAUCGAGCGCGAGACAAAGGGUGCCUUCGACAAGGCCCAGGCCAAGGCACAGCAGGUCAAGGGCGAGGUCCAGCAGAGGCUCUAG
This is a messenger RNA of Sporisorium graminicola, 567 nucleotides long. RefSeq lists its product as uncharacterized. The coding region runs from base 1 to 567 and encodes 188 amino acids. Lineage: Eukaryota; Fungi; Basidiomycota; Ustilaginomycetes; Ustilaginales; Ustilaginaceae. The record is from RefSeq and is a predicted model, not a curated record. The transcript has a single exon.